AUGUCUGUUCUGUUGUCCCCUCAGAACACCAUUGUGCUUGGUACCCUCCAGUCUGUCCUGUUUGAUGAGUCUCAGUGGGAGACCCCUCACACCUUCAACCCUGCCCACUUCCUGGAUCAGGAGGGCAAGUUCAGGAAGAGAGAUGCAUUCCUUCCAUUCUCUUUAGGUAAUACUGUGCUACAUUUAUCCUUCCAUUAUCUUUAGGUAAUACGGUACUACAUCGCUUCCAUGUCAUUUGACCCCAGAUUGGUGCCAAAUGAUUGCUACCCUAUCGGAAAUUGCGCAUGCACAACUAAUCUUCCUUACAUAGUAAUACUUUACUUGGUUUAACUGAAGUUGAAUCAUUGACUUAAAGUUUAAUCAUUGACUUGCCUAUAUAGCUAGAGUAUGUUGGUGCUAGCAUAGUUACUGUUCUAUACUUUACAGUGUGAGUUAGAAAAGGUGUUCUGUGUUGGUUCUCUCCCCAGGUAAGAGGGUGUGUCCUGGGGAGCAGCUGGCCAAGAUGGAACUUUUCCUGUUCUUCACCUCCCUGCUGCAGAGGUUCACCUUCUCCUGUCCUCCAGGGGUGGAACCCAGCCUGGACUUUAAGAUGGGGUCUACACACAGUCCCAAGCCCUACCAGCUGUGUGCAACACUUCGAUGA
This is a messenger RNA of Coregonus sp. 'balchen', 643 nucleotides long. The record is from the annotation of a GenBank genome assembly. Lineage: Eukaryota; Metazoa; Chordata; Actinopteri; Salmoniformes; Salmonidae.